AUGGAGGAUAUGCUAUCAAGAGUUUUGAAAAAUGUGGAGUCAACCAAUUCCUUUUGUCAAGAAAUGGGGCAAGUGGUGACUUCUCAUUCCACUUCCAUUAAACAAAUUGAGUCACAACUAAGCCAAAUCUCGACUCAACUUAAUCAAAGUGGGGAAACAAUUCGGCAAGAAGAGUUGGUGAUGAAAAAAGGGUUGGUUGAUGAAGCAAAAAUUGUUGAAGAGCCAAGGGUCAUUGAAGAAGAAGUAAAGAUGAAAAAGAAGAAGACUACUAUCAAGGAGCCUAUUGUUAUUGAACACAUCCCCAAAAGUGAUGAAGUGUCGGAAGGCGAGAAAGUGGUUGAUGAGGUUACUAAAGCUUUGAAGCCUACUCCUAAACCUCCUCCUCUAUUUCCUCAAAGAUUGGCUAAGAAAGCGGAUGAUGGCAAUUUUCUCAAGUUCAUAGAGAAAUUGAAACAACUUUCAAUCAAUAUCCCAUUAGUGGAGGCACUUGAGCAAAUGCUCGGGUAUGCGAAAUUCAUGAAAGAUAUUGUAACCAAGAGGAGGCAUUCUAGUUUUGAAACAAUGGGGGUUACACAUCAUUGUAGAUCUAUUGUGACAAAAGCUUUGGCUCAUAAGAAAGAAGGCUCGGGAACUUUCACCAUUCCUUGCACAAUUGGGAGUUACAAAUUUGCAAAGGCCUUAUGUGAUCUUUGA
Lycium barbarum (goji berry) is the source of this 693-nucleotide messenger RNA. RefSeq lists its product as uncharacterized. Bases 1 to 693 code for a protein of 230 amino acids. The transcript is spliced from 2 exons. The record is from RefSeq and is a predicted model, not a curated record. NCBI's taxonomy places the organism in Eukaryota, Viridiplantae, Streptophyta, Magnoliopsida, Solanales, Solanaceae.